Molecule: messenger RNA, 4692 nt
Organism: Puntigrus tetrazona (Sumatra barb)
Lineage: Eukaryota; Metazoa; Chordata; Actinopteri; Cypriniformes; Cyprinidae
Product: rho GTPase-activating protein SYDE2
Exons: 7
Coding region: 153-2609 (818 amino acids)
Biological process (GO): signal transduction
Source: RefSeq, a predicted model, not a curated record
AAAACAGGCUUGGAGCCAAAGGACUUUGAGUGAGGAUGGCUUGAAGAGGAAGCGUAAUGAUCUGGAAUUGGAGUUUGGAUAUUCCAGGACACCGUGUGAUUCUGUUGAUGCCGGUUUGCCGGAUUUGACACCUGCAUCUACAGCAUUUGGAGAUGUUUGCCCCUCUUCUAGCUCACAGAAGAUCUCUGGGCAAGGCGCAUACCUCCAGCACCUGGACAGGAGUAGUCGGGCCUGGGUACUGUCCACCGGAAAGCCCCAGUCAUCAGAUGAAGUCCUCCCAACCAGAAUCACAGAGUGGCGACAGGGCCCGGGUGGAGAUGGAAACAUUUGGUACAACCCCAUUCCUGAAGAAGACGACUCGAGGGCCACCGGAGGAGCAGCUCAGGAAAAAUAUGGAGAUCCGUGGAGAAGGAGAGAAACUGAGGAAUAUGCGAAGGAGAAAAGAGAUCAGAAACGAUCAGGAGGGUGGAGUCCCACCGGCGUCCAAUCAAAUGAGAGAGACUCAAGCUGAGGCCGACAUCAUCAGGGCGGAUAGUUUGGAUCUGGUUGUGCUACAGUCGGACUGCAUUAGCUCUGCUAGUGGUGUGAAAUCUGACAGUCCCAGGGUUUCAAAGAAAAGCCCAGGAGAGGGUGGAACUGGCAGCAGCGUGAUCGACAAGAUCAAGUCUCCAGGAACAGUACGCCGGCUUUCUAUGAAGAUGCGCAAGCUUCCAGAACUGAGAAGGAAGCUUAGCCUACGCUCAUCUCGUAAUCAGCGCCAUGGACAAGGGAAUGGCAGCAAUGCACCAGGAGCAUCCGACGAGGCUUCACCACCAAAUGCACGCAAGGAAUCAUCCAACGUCAUCAGCAAGUAUCACCUGGACUCCAGUGCACCUGCACGGCCAAGGCGUCGCUCCUCUCGAACACGUUCUGCUAGCAAAGGAGGAUAUCUUAGCGAUGGAGACUCACCAGAACUCUUGCCAAAGCAGGGCUCGGGUCAGGGAUUGAAAGGGUCACCUACACCACCACCGCACCAUGGAGCACAGGAUGCACUCGCUGUGGCAGACGCAGAGUCGUUCCGCUUGUAUUCGCUGGCGGAUCAGCCUCGCUGUGCUCAGAGACUUUCAGGGCUGCUCACAGUGCAUCUGCUGGGCAUCGGUGAGCUGCUACGGUCCCCUCGGAACGACGCUACUAAAGAAGUGUUCUGUGCCAUUCAAGUGGACGGGGUGACCCGGGCUCGAACAUCCCUGCUCACCUGUCGAGGGGCGUGUCUCCCGCUAAACCACACCUUUAACCUGGAGCUCGAGAGGGCGCGAUUGCUCAAACUGGUCAUCUUGACGCCAACACAAGCAAGCGGAAACAAUGACUCUUCCGUGCCUGCCGCUCCCGCUCGUAACCGGGUGUGCUGUCUGGGUGCUGUGGCUAUACCGCCCCUCUUCAAGGCUUCUCGCAGUCAGCAGCUCUGUGUCCGUCUGGAGCCUCGCGGUUUGCUGUACGUGAAGCUGACCCUUCUGGAGCAGUUCGUGACCCCGUUCCCCCGCCUCAGUGACCUGCCUCCUCCUAACGUGUUCGGGAUGGAGCUGCGCCACCUGGUGGAGAAGGAGGCAUCUGCGCUCAAAGUGCCUCUGAUCAUUCAGAAGUGUGUUUCUGAGAUCGAGAGGAGAGGACUGAGGGUGGUGGGAUUGUAUCGUCUCUGCGGCUCCGCGGCGGUGAAGAAGGAGCUGCGGGAUGCGUUUGAGAGAGACAGUGCUGCUGUGACUUUAAAUGAUGAGCUCUAUCCUGAUGUUAACGUCAUUACUGGCAUUCUGAAGGACUACCUGCGUGAGCUGCCGUCUCCUCUGAUCACGAGGACCCUGUAUGAAGUGGUGUUGGAGGCCAUGACGGUUCGUCCGGUGUGUAGAAACACCAGCGACGCUCAGAGAUCACAGAACACCGUCUCGCUGCUGCAGUGUCUUCCUGAAGCAGAGCGGGCCACUCUCUCUUUCCUGCUGGAUCAUCUGAGUCUGGUGGCGUCUUACAGCGACAGCAACCGGAUGACGUGUCAGAAUCUGGCCGUGUGUUUCGGGCCGGUUCUCCUGACUCCCACGCAGGAGUCGUGGCAGGCCGGGAUGACGGCCCCCGGAUCAGGGGCCCUGACGGGGUUCGGGGCCGCCCGGGGAGGCCGUAGUUUUGCACACAGUGAAGAGAUCGCCAGCGCCGUGGACUUUAAACGACACAUAGAGGCACUGCACUACCUCCUGCAGCUCUGGCCUGUGCCUCAAGGACGAGUGACGGACGACUCUCUGGCGUCCCAGAGUUCCUUGCAGGUGGUUGUGUCCCGCAGGGGGCGUGGCCGGCUGGAGAGCCCGCCCUGUAACCGAUACGCCGGCGACUGGAGCGUUUGUGGGCGGGACUUCCUGUCGAACGACGAGGCGGAUUACGACGAAGUGGCGGGCAGCGAGAGCGACGACGACGACAUGGAGGAGCCGAAGAAGAGAGACGUGUGGGCGUCUCCCGACGGUUUGUACGUGGAUGACUUCGAGCUCGACUUCGACGCUCCGUUCACGUGCCGACUCAGUCUGAAAGACUUCGACACCCUGAUUUCAGAUCUGGAGAGAGAGUUAGCCAAACAGAUCAACAUCUGCCUCUAAACCGGAGUCCGCGCCGCUUCGGCGUUUUAAUAGUUAAGAAUAGAACGACGUCUUGAGAAAGGUGUAGUACUGACACACAACAACACCCACAGGUUGCCACAGAAAUACCAACAUAAUACAAAUAAAUACUGCAUUUUCCAGAAAAUAAAUUGCAUUAAGAGAAAGAAAAAAAAGAAAAAAACACAUGCAAGUUGCAUUCGUGUAUAAGUCCCAUUUUAGAAUAAUUAGAAAUAUUUUUCACAAAAGUACAUUUUUAAAAAAUGCUUACAAACGUUAUUAAGAAUAAUAUAAGUAAUUGUGACUUUUUAUGAUUUUUAAUUCUAACUUUUUUCCUCAAAAUAUACAAACUCUGAGACAAUAUCUCGAGAUAUAAAGGAUUGUGAGAUGCCGUAGAGAUGCAGUUUUGGGUAAAAAGAGAAAAAAGAGAAGGGUCGGAAAAUAGUAGGGUCACUUUUCCUUAAAAUCUUUUCCUUUGGAAUCGCAGUUAACUUUUAUGUGAUUGUGCAAAACUCAACAGCUGCAAUAAUCUUGAUCACAAUUCUGAGUUUCUAAACAUAGUUCUCAAAAAACGUGAAUUGCCUUUUUCACGUUUUCGUGGUGCGGUGGGAAUGGGCUUCUGUAGACCCCGCGGCACAUUUCACAGACAUGUGACUUAGACCCUGGAAAAUAUGCUAGAUUUACCGAUUUCUAAAUGUACUUUGCCAUGCGAUCAAAGGUCUUCAAGGAGCGUUCUGAGACGCGAGACGUCCUCUGACAGCAGCUACUGUAACGUAUCGCCAACAAGCACAAAAACUAUUUUUUUCAUUGUUCUUCUGAAAGGGAGACGCGUAUCGAUUAUUAUAAUAUGCUACAUCGUGCAUUAUAACACCGUAUAAGCGCUCGCCGUUAACGAGGUGGUGAAGGAUGCGUUCUAUCUGUGUGAAGUCUCUCUUGUUUAAAGCUCUGCGUACGACUCUUCUUCCCGACGGCUGCUUUGCUUCGACCAGCGGCGUUCGGGCCAAGGUUUCCUCACUCUUUCCAGCGGGACAUUCCGUUACGUUCUUUUCUCCGCCAGACUCGCUUUGGCAGGCCUUACUUGUACUUUGCAGGAUAAUUUUUUUUUCCCCCUGCGUAGUGUUUAGCAGCGAAACGUAUUUAUUACAUUCCCUUGAGGUCACGUCAUAGGAGCGUUCUGGGUUUGUGACGUAAUGAUGAUUUGAGCGCGAGAAGCCAAAGACGAUAUUCGACGUAACAGGGCUCCGGUAAUCCAUGCUUCUUCCCUAAAGAGCUUUUCUAAACACUCGUCCUGUCUGCCAUUGGUCGGUCAGGCACAUAGCUCCGCCCUAAACUCGCGUGAUUGGACGAGUCAGAGGUCGGUCAGACCGAUGUAUUGAAAGCGACAGCAUUCAAAAGUGACCAAAAAAGAUUUUUUUUUUUAACUUAUAUUGAAUUCAGAGCUUUAAUACAGAGCUGGAUUCGUGACAAUCAGUGAAACGUAAUAUAGUGUUAAUUUUGACUGAGUUUGCACAGUUCUUUAUGCCAAAAUGUUUAAAUCCAGGUUGUUGUUGUUUUUUUUCAUAUUCAGACAUGCUAAAACGACACCAUGCACACGCUCUAGGAAGUGUGCACUCGUUUUUAACCUCGUGUCUUUUGUAACUUGUAUUAUUAAGCCAAAGACUGUUGUGAUGAUUAUUGCACUUGUGUGUCUAGUUUUCUGGAUUGUGCUCGUGCUGCUUCUUCAGCUGAUUUGAGAGCAGCUCUGGGUUUCAUAUCUGAGCGCGGUACAAAUAAUCUCCACUGUGAUUCCACUCUAAAAGCCACAAAUGGAAUAGAAAGGCCAUGACUGAGUUCGCCAGCUCUUUAUGCAAAUUCUUUGACAUGUUUUAUUUGAAUUUAGAUUUGUUUAGUUGUAUAAACAGUAUUAUUAUAUUCUAUUAUUGCACCUGUAACGUUAAGCACUUCUGUCUGUGCUCAUGCAUAGCUAAACCGCAGCCAUACACACACACACACACACACACACACACACACGUGUGUGUGUGUGUGGAUGAGAUGUACCAUUCAGUGUUAUGUUGAAGAAAUAAAGCACAGUGUUGCGUUUCUACAA